AUGGUGAAAUGAAUUUUUGCCAGCCUCAAGCAAUGGCAGAAAAGAACAAGGAAUCAUCCUCUGCAGAUUCAAAAGAUAAAGGUUCAUUGCUAGAUGAAGACAUUGGAAAGGAAUUUCUUAGUUCAUGGAAAACCAUGUCAAUGGCAGAUGAUGAUACAAUGGAUUUUGGCUUUGACUCUAUUCCUAAAGGGAAGAAAAAGACAUUUGACUUUGAUAAACUGGACAUGAAUUUUAAUUUGGACGGUGAUUUCAAAAACAUAUCAUCAUUUAAGAUGGACAUGUCCGACCUUGAUUUUGCAUGCACACCCAAAAAGUCUUCCCAGUCUAAGGACAAAAAAGGAGAAUCUUCUGGUGGUGGAAAAGCAGGAAAACAAGAUGCAUUUAAUUUCAGCUUUGAUUUUAAUGAGUUGGAUAACUUCAAUCUUGAUCCAAGCUUAACAAAAAGAGAUGCUUCUUCCAACAAGAACCUUAGGGAAAAAGUAGUUACAGCAGAAGAAAGUGACAAUGCAGGUGCUAAAAUGCCUAAAGCUAGCAAUGUUGAAAAUGCUCAUGCAUCUACUGAUAGCAUGGCUAUAAAACCACAGGCAUCAGAGAGACUGGAAAAAUUGAAAAUUGAGACUUCAGUUGGUAACCUAGGGAAUCUAGAUUCUGGACUAGGUAGUUCUACUUCCAAAUUGUCAUCCUUGGGUUCCAUGGACGUUUCAAUUGUGAACCAAGCUUCAGAUAUAAAUAAAAUUGCAGAGACAGAAGAAAUGGAUAAAGAAAAAUACUUGUGUGAGAUGACAAAGUUGACAGAAUCAAUGCCUGUACAUGUUACCAUUAAAGAGUCUUCCCAGUUAGUAGGUCAGAGUGAUCCAGAGAAAGACAUUAUCCCAGAAGAGGUUAAUGUUUCAGGUGAAAUACCAAAGGUUAAUGAUGAGGCAAUAUAUAUGGAUUCUGAUGGAGUUGACUUACAUUUAGAGCAUUCAUCCCUGAUGCACAGCACUGGGUCAGAUAAUACUGUUGGAGAAAAUCUAGGUAGCAGUACCCAAGGUGUAACAAAUGACCCUCAACCUGAAAAGAGUGAUAAAAGCCUUGAAGAUACUGCUAAAAGUGAUGCCCCAAUGGAGACUUCAUGUGACAAUGACAUCAUAGAAAAGCAAAAUUCAAGUUUGGAGUGUCAGUUGGCUCCAACAAGCAGUAAAUCCCUAGAUUAUAAAACCAAGCUGAUGAAAGACAAAGAAAUCCAAGGCACACAGUCAAAUAUAAUCAGCAGGCCAGAGGAUAAAAGCUCCAUAAAACAUCAUGCAUCAACAGCUGGGGCAAAGAGUAUUACUUUUGUCUGCCAAAGAAAUGGUGAUAACCUGAGAUCCAUAACUCAGACACGAUCAAAUAGCACGAGCUUUGGUAGCAAAUUGGCAAUUGAUUUACUCCCGGCUUCCAGCAAACUAAUGAGACCGUUGCUUGAUAGCAAAGAUGGUCUUAAAAGUGGUUGCAAUAUGAGGGAGGGAACAUCGUCUGUUACGCCAAGUGCAGGCAGGUUAACUGGAAAUGAGCAGUUAGUUCACCAAGAAGUAAAUAAAAGCAAGGCUAUAUUUCCAGGAACUAGAACGUCGGCUAAGGAUGUUAGUAUAUUGAAUUCUCAACUUAACCCUUCCUGCUUAGCUGAGAAGACAACUAGAAAUGCUACACAGAUGUCUGUAAAUUCUCAAGCUGAAGUGUCAGCCAAGGAAUCUUCUCAAAAAUCAAGGAUGAGUUCCAUAGAUGGAAGUAAACUUGCUUCUGUUAAAGCUUGCAAGAUAACUCCACCUCUCUCUAGCUUGAAAUCUUUAAGGAAUAUUGAAGCUAGCAGGGUGCUACCAGCUAACAUACACCAAAAAGAAGCAAACUCCAAAGUAAGCUCUGAACAAAGUUUGGAGAUUCAGGGCACUAAAGCAUCAAAAGAUCACCAUCUUACUGAUAGCGGUGGCAAUCAAAAGCCUUUGACACCACUCUUGAAGAGGAAAACUAUUGAGGGUCUAGAAGCAGGUAUGACCUCGUUGAGGUCCUUAAAGCGCCUCUCUCAGUCUCCUAGCAGAAACUCCAAGGAAUCCUUGGAAGAAGUUAUUGAGCAGGUACAGAGUAAGCCGGCCAAUUUAAUCUGUCAGCACCCAAGCUUUGGACUUGAAAGUUCAUCAGAGAUUAAAGUGAAAGAAAUCGAAGUAACUGAUUCUAUACUCAUGGAAAAUAACAGCAAUGUUGGAAAGGCAGAAGCAUGUAUGAAGGAACUUGAAGAUAUUUGUAACAUGCUGAGAAAGAAGCACGAGGAAGCAAAAGAAUUAUUAGUUAGAGCCAUUGUGAACGAUAAUAACUUGCUGAUGCUUAAUCAUCCCAUUUAUGAAGAAGAAAUUCGGAAGGUUCAGCAAUUUGCUUCCCAAUUGACGUCCAAGGGGAUUCAAACAUGAUCAGCAGCAAAAUGUUGCAUUCGGAGGUUCACACGAAUCUACAAAAGUUUCUUGGUUGCUGUGAAUUUUCUUCUUCAAUAUAACACUUGUCAGAUUAUUAAUCACCAUUUGAAUUUAAGGACCGAAUAUCUGGACUAAUUUUGGCCAUUCCAUAGAAAGAAAUUUUAAAACAUUUGUGAUUUUGUGGGUUGUGUAACAUGUGAUUAGACAUAACUUUGGUCCGUUUGAGAUUUUGAAAAUUUAAAAGAAGACGA
Molecule: messenger RNA, 2677 nt
Organism: Arachis stenosperma
Lineage: Eukaryota; Viridiplantae; Streptophyta; Magnoliopsida; Fabales; Fabaceae
Exons: 15
Coding region: 9-2423 (804 amino acids)
Source: RefSeq, a predicted model, not a curated record